GGUGGAGCCGCUUCACUUUGGUCUCUCCCUACGAUUUCAAGCGCCAGCCUCGCUUGCCCGCCUCAGUCCUGCUGUUUGCAGAGGGAUCAAGGAGAGGCUGGCCUUGAACAAACACUGAGAUCGAGGAAAGGUUGGCCCUGAACACACACACACACACUUGAGUGUCCAGCAGGUGUCCUGUUUUGCCGGUGUCAUUCGAAAGAGUGCAAGGUGAUUUGAGGCUUCUUUUUUUCACUUAGACUGAGAUUUAUGGACUUGUACAUGAUGAAUUGCGAACUAUUGGCAACGUGCAGUGCCCUCGGCUUCUUGGAGGGAGACAUUUACCAUAAAGAACCUGAUUGCUUAGAGAGUGUGAAGGACCUGAUCCGCUACUUGCGUCAUGAAGAUGAGACUCGAGAUAUCCGACAACAGCUGGGGGCAGCUCAAAUCCUACAGAAUGACCUGAUCCCCAUCAUAAUCCAGUACCCUCAAGAUAAACAGCUCUUUGAUGCUGUUAUCAGGUUAAUGGUCAAUCUUACUCAACCAGCUGUCCUCUGCUUUGGUAAACUUCCCCAGGAUGCCAGCUUCCGACAUCACUUUCUCCAGAUUGUCUCUUACCUUCAGGCUUACAAAGAAGCAUUUGCCAAUGAGAAGAUAUUUGGGGUGUUGAGUGAAAAACUGUACAACCUGCUUCAGCUGGACUGGGAACAGCGCCAGGAGGAGGAUAACCUGCUCAUUGAGCGCAUCCUGCUUUUGGUGCGCAAUGUGCUCCAUGUUCCAGCUGAUCCUGAUGAGGAGAAGAACAUUGAUGAUGAUGCCAACACUCAUGACCGCGUGCUGUGGGCCAUACAUAUCAGUGGCAUGGAUGACUUGCUCAAAUUCUUGGCCAGCUCCCAGAGUGAGCAGCAGUGGAGCCUACACGUCUUGGAGAUCAUCUCCCUUAUGUUCCGAGACCAGAAACCAGAGCAGCUGGCAGCCACUGGGCAAGGUCGUUCGGCCAAGGAGAAGGUCACAGAUAUAGCUGAGUUGGAGAUCCUGAGGCAGAAGGAAUUGACAGAGAAGAAGAACCGCGUUCUCCAGCGGAGCAGUAGACACUCUCGUUUUGGUGGGUGCUAUGUCAUCCAGGGAUUGAAAUCUAUUGGAGAAAGAGAUGUAGUGAUGCAUAAAAGUCUACACAAUGUGAAGAACUAUAGCCACGAUUUGGGCAAGGAAGUCCGGAGGGUGCCAAAGAGGCGACAGCUCGCCCAUGAUAGUGAGUCUACCAGUCGCCGCUCAGCCCUCAAUGUGCGGCUCUUCCUGAAAGAGUUCUGUGUGGAGUUUCUGGAGAAUUGCUAUAAUCGCCUCAUGUAUCUAGUCAAGGAUCACCUGAUGAGAGAGAAAGCCCAGCAGCAUGAUGAGACGUACUACUUGUGGGCAGUAGCUUUUUUCAUGGCCUUCAACCGGGCGUACUCUUUCCAGCCUCAGCUGGUUUCUGAGACUGUUGGGGUCCGGACCUUUCACUUCAUUGAACAGAGUCUGACCAACUACUAUGAAAUGCUGCUUAUGGAUAAGAAAGAGGCAACAUCUUGGUCUAGAAGGAUGCACCUGGCUCUCAAAGCCUACCAGGAGUUGCUGAUGACUAUGCAUGAAAUGGACCAUUCGCAAGAUGAAACUAUCCGUCACAGCAGCCAUAUUUUAAAAAAUAACAUUUUCUACAUGAUGGAAUAUCGUGAGCUGUUCCUCACCCUCUUCCGUAAGUUUGAUGAGACAAAGCAGCCUCGGUCAUUUCUCAAAGAUCUGGUGGAGACCACUCACCUUUUCUUGAAGAUGCUCGAAAGAUUUUGCAAAGGGAGGAACAACUUAGUAGUCCAGAGCAAAAAGGUCAAGAGGAAGAAGAAGCGCCAGGCUCGGCCUGCUGGUUCAGAUGUUCAGAUCCGUACUUCCGAAGAACUGGAGGAGAUGUGGCCACAGCUGGUUGAUCAAAUCAGUAAAUGUAUAAAGAGUUCUGAGCCUCUUCCAGAAGACGUCGUCCCUUUUGAUGCUGCAUCAGAAGUUCCACUGGAGGAGCAGCGAGCUGAGGCCAUGGUGCGGAUCCAAGACAGCCUCCGGGCUGGCCAGGGUCCCGAGGCGCUCUCCCUCUUACGCUCAGCACGGGAGGUAUGGCCAGAAGGGGACAUUUUUGGAUCACCCUCACUUGAUCCAGAUGAAGAGGCUGAGCUGCUAAAACAACUUUUCUUUGCCAAUCUACCCCGGCAAAUAACACCAGAAGUAGAGGAAUCAGAGGAGGCAGCUGAGGAAGAGGAGGUAGCAGAGGAGGAAUUGGCAUCUGUACAUGUUUCUGAAAAGGAAUUCAGCUUCCUGGACUACAUGAAGCGAUUUGCUAGCGCCCAUGUGGUGAAGGCCUACAUCCUGCUCUUGAAGAACUACCAGCAGAAUAGCUCUCACACCAACCACUGUAUUGUAAAGAUGUUGCACCGCAUUGCUUGUGACCUCAAGAUGGAGGCCUUGCUCUUCCAGCUCUCCAUCUUCUGCCUCUUCAAUCACCUCCUCAAUGACCCAGCUGCUGGAGCUUACAAGGAGUUGGUGACUUUUGCUAAAUACAUUGUGGGAAAGUUUUUUGUACUGGCAUCUACCAAUAAGAAGGCCUACAUGGAGCUGCUAUUCUGGAAAAACACGGCUGUGGUACGUGAGAUGACAGAAGGCUACUCCACACUGCAAGAAGGAAGCUCCGACUCUUGCAAGGCUUCAAGGUGGACUGAGGAGGAAGACGAGGAGUUGCGGGAACUCUACUACAAGUACAAGGAAGUGGAAGGUGAAGACAUCCUUAACAACAUUUUGGCUCACCUAAGCAAUCGCAGUCGGACCCGUAAGCAGGUGGCUAAGCAGUUGGUGCGCUUGGGCCUAGCCAACAGUAUGCGAGACUUCCCUCAGGAGAGGAAGGGGACACGCAUUGUGCUCUGGACAGAGGAUCAGGAGCUGGAGCUUCGGCGACUUUUUGAGGAGUACCAGAACACAGAUGAUAUCCUGGGCAAUGUAAUGAGGCACAUCACUGCAAAGCGUUCCAAGGCCCGCAUUAUUGAGAAACUGCUCAGCAUGGGGCUGGUGUCUGAUCGUAAGGAACUGUACAAGAAGCGCCAGCAGAAGUCUGGAUCUUGUAGCACGAAGAAAGAUACAUUUUCCAAGGACUUGGAUGAGGUUGAUGAAGAGGAAGAGGAAGAAGACGAAGAUGAUAAUUUGGAUAGUGAGGAUGAGGAAGAACCAGCCCAGGACGAUGGCAACAAUGGCUUUGGCAACAGGUCCCAGGAUAGACAGACUAACAAGAAAUGGGGAUCUGCAUCAGACAGAGGCAUCAAUACGCUUGUACGGAGCCUGAGGCAGGAAGGUUUGUCUGGUCCCCUCUUAUGGAUCCAGACUUGCCUGAACCGAACAGCUGCUGAUCGAGAAGAAGAUGGUUGCGCCCAGCCUGUGCCUUUGGUGCCACUAUCUGAAGAGAAUGAGGAUGCCAUGGAACACAAAAACUUCCAGAAGCUUCUACGGAAAAUGGGGUUGCGAGCACCGGCCAAUGAGCAGGAGUCUUUCUGGCGCAUUCCCUCCAAACUCAGCCCAGAGCAAUUGCAGCGAAUAGCUGCUUCCAUUUCCCUGCAAGAGGUGGAAGGAGAGACCCAAGAACAGCCGGCAGUUUCAGAGGAAGAUCAUCUCGAUACAGAGGAGCCAAGGGAGGAACCCAUCCAGUGCCCUCAGGGACCCAAGCGGAGCCGUUUGUUGAGUGACAGUGAGGAAGAGGAGGGAGAAGAAUCGCACCACCCAGGUUCCCAUGAUGAAGGUGAACUCUACCAAACAGGCAAGCGGAAGCGCCUGCGAAUUGAGGAUGAGGAAGACUGAAAAACUGGAGCUUCCGUCUCUUUCUGGAGCAGGAAGGCCAAUUGCCCCUUUGUCCAGCACCAGGGAUGCAACUAUUAUUCAGCUUCAGCAGUGAAAACAAUCACAAUCAUCAUAUUUCCUGUGCACAGUACUUUCCUUUGGGGAAAGGGAUUACAGAGAAUGACUGCCUAAAUGUGAAAAAAGAGAAGAAGCAUGUGAUCCGCUGAAACGAAGAACAGGACGCAGAGGGCUUACUCUCCUGUUGCUAUCCUUUGUUACAAUACAUUUAGCAUGAGGGAAGACAUCUCUUUUGAAACUGUUCCUGCUUUUGUAGAUAACCACUUGCAUCCUGUGAUGUUUGCUCCCCAAAAUGACAUUGCUAAAUUUGUCCCUCCUGAGUGGUUGAAAGCCACACUCAUAGACAGGAGAGCCAGGCAUCCUAGCUGUUCAUUGUUAGUUUGGGUCCACCUCACCUUUUCCCCUGGAAUCUGGUUGGGACUUUAUGGCCCUGUUCUCUUUGCUUAGUCACAGAUUGCCUUAAAAUACUGGCAAACAUGGUCUCUGCUGUUCCCAUUGUAUCUUGGAGUUGCAGCUGCACUUGGAAGUUCCCCUUUUCAUUUCAUGUCAGUCAUUAAGAACAAAGUGGCAACUGGGAGGCGAGCUAGGAGGGUACGGAUUUAAAAACAACCGCUACAUUAAGAAGCAGCCACCCUUUUCGCCCAGGUGAUUUCUCCUCAAGUGGAUUCCAGUUACUUCCGCAGUUUCUUCUUGUGUUAUUGGCCUUGCUCCAGCUGUUCCAGAUAGAGGCAACACCUGAGACCUUUACAUGGAUUGUCCCCACUUGACUGUGCAGAUCUCUACCCCAUGUUGGCAAGGGUCCCAUGUAACAUUUCCGUGUCUUUGUGUGUAUGGUCUACUUUUGAUAAUAAAACAAAAACAGGUU
Molecule: messenger RNA, 4762 nt
Organism: Anolis sagrei ordinatus
Lineage: Eukaryota; Metazoa; Chordata; Lepidosauria; Squamata; Anolidae
Gene: TIMELESS
Product: timeless circadian regulator
Biological process (GO): DNA repair; replication fork arrest; DNA replication checkpoint signaling
Cellular component (GO): replication fork protection complex
Molecular function (GO): DNA binding
Source: RefSeq, a predicted model, not a curated record